UAGUGCACAAUUAACAACAUUAAAUAAGUUCAGUAUUCCAAGAUAUAUAUUAUGUGAAAAUAAAAUCGUUACAUUACAGUUACACGGUUUUGCCGAUUCAUCUAUCAGAGCGUAUGGUGCAUGUGUUUACAUUAGAAGUACUGACGAAAACGGCCAGCACACGGUGCGUUUGCUACAAGCGAAGUCCAAGGUCGCGCCCAUAAAAACGAUAUCGCUGCCUCGACUAGAAUUGUGCGCAGCCCUAUUAUUAGCACGAAUGGUAAACGGAAUAGUGCCGAAGUUGAAAUGCAAAUUCGAGCGACAAUUUUAUUGGACCGAUUCGAGCGUAACCCUAGCUUGGAUUUCAUCUCCAUCUGCUAAAUGGAAAACGUUCGUGGCGCAUCGUGUUGGUGAAAUACAAGACAAAACGUCCAUAAAUGAUUGGCGUCAUGUCCGCUCGGAGGACAAUCCUGCUGAUUUAAUAUCACGUGGCUGUACUCCAAACGAAUUGCGAAUUAAUGCGAUGUGGUGGAACGGUCCCCAUUGGUUGAAGGAGGAGUACGAGAAACGGCCGAAGUCAUGUGUACAAUACAGUAGUACAAACAAUACACCAGAAGCCAAAAAUACGGAGGAAACAACAAUUACGACUGUUGCAUGCGUAGCGUACGAUAAAUGUUAUUCGUUGUUAUCUAGAAGGUCGUCGUUAUUAUUUAUCAUCAGAGUGACGGCGUAUUGCCUACGCUGGCGGUAUAACAUGAAUCGAGCAGUAUGUGAUAAAAAUAAUGGGCCGUUAACGGUAAACGAACUAGAUAGAGUAAAUACGAAAAUCGUCAAAAUAAUUCAACGUGCACAUUUUCGGCAAGAAUUAAGAGAGUUAAAUAGUGCAAAUGCGAAUGUGUCAAAAAAAAGUAAACUACUGCGUCUUAGUCCAUAUAUUGAUGGGGAUAAUAUUAUACGCGUCGGAGGUCGUUUAAAAUACGCUAUGGCGUUAAAUGACAAUCAGAGACAUCAAAUUGUAUUGCCGGAUAACUGUCGUUACACAAAAUUAUUAUUCCGUAAAGAACACAUGGAUUUGAUGCACAGUGGACCUCAAGCCUUGGUGGCCUCUAUUAGGCAGCGCUACUGGCUUUUAAAAGCGCGAAGUUUGGCUCGUACUAUAGUACACAAUUGCGUUAAUUGUUUUAAACUGAAACCUCAAAUAGUACAACCGAUCAUGGGGAGUCUGCCUGGUUCACGGGUACAGAGUGGAAGAGCAUUUGCCAUAUGUGGUGUAGAUUUUGCGGGUCCAGUCAUGAUAAGAACGAGCUUGCGUCGUAAGGCACCAUGUAACAAAGGAUACAUCAGCAUAUUUGUAUGUUUCGCGACAAAGGCGAUACAUAUCGAACUCGUGAGCGAUUUGUCAACGAAGACAUUUUUACAGGCGUUGAACAGAUUUUUUGAUCGACGUGGCAAAAGUUCAAUAAUUUACAGUGAUAACGCCCGAAAUUUUGUGGGCAUGCGUCGGCAUUUAAAGGAGGUGUACGCACUUUUCCAGUCCCCAGAACAUCAGCGAUCCGUUUUCUCUCAUCAAGCGGACAAAGGAAUUGAGUGGCGAUUUAUACCACCCCGUGCACCACAUUUCGGUGGACUUUGGGAGGCUGCGGUCAAAAGUAUGAAAAGUUUGCUAUAUCGCGUUUUAGGAGAAGCUCGGCUCACGUACGAAGAAUUAUUAACUGUACUAACGAGAGUGGAAGCGGUACUUAACUCGCGACCAAUAACUCCAGUAUCCUCUGAUCCGGCUGAUCUAACCUAUCUCACACCAGGUCAUUUUUUAAUUGGCGAUAUAAUGACUGCCAUACCGGAAAAGGACGAGACGACCACGCCUAUUACUCACUUAAAUAGGUGGAGAAUAGUCUCUCAUUACACCCAAGUACUUUGGAAACGGUGGCACCAAGAGUACUUAUCUCAACUACAGGAAAGAACCAAAUGGUCCAGCACGAAAGGGCCUAAGUUACAAAUUGGAACUAUUGUGUUGGUAAAAGAGACAAAUUUACCACCACUCAAAUGGCAAGCUGGGCGUGUAAUGGAAUUAUACUGUGACGAUGACAACGUGGCACGAUCAGCAAAGGUCCGCACUAACGUCGGCGAGUUUUCACGAGCGGUCAGGUUAUUGUGUCCGUUACCUUUUGAAGGCAACAGUUUGUAGCCAGUUUGUAAUUUAUUUAAAUUCCUUAUAAUUCGUAGUUAUUGUA
Messenger RNA from Daktulosphaira vitifoliae (grape phylloxera), 2210 nucleotides. RefSeq lists its product as uncharacterized. Gene Ontology annotation, molecular function: nucleic acid binding. Lineage: Eukaryota; Metazoa; Arthropoda; Insecta; Hemiptera; Phylloxeridae. Gene Ontology annotation, biological process: DNA integration. The transcript is spliced from 2 exons. The record is from RefSeq and is a predicted model, not a curated record. The coding region runs from base 257 to 2164 and encodes 635 amino acids.